CUGCCGCAGGGUGGCGCACAUCAGACACAGGACGCAGCAGGAAGGGGCAGAGCGUCGCGUAUGGUGACAGCACAACGGCGUCCUCGCCAUCUGCUACUGUCGUGCGGAGCUUCCGGAGUGUGUGCAGCGGAGGACGCCCAUAGCGGGAAUUCUCACCGGCGCUGUAACCGCGCGUCCUCUCCCUGUGCAUGUGAGAGCGGCGAGCGGGCAGCAGCAGAGAUGAGCGCCGCCGGCGGGGAGGAGAUUAUCCGCAUCGCUAAGAAGAUGGAGCGGAUGGUGCAGAAGAAGAACACGGCCGGGGCUUUAGAUUUAUUAAAAGAGCUUAAAAAUCUCCCUAUGACCCUGGAGCUUCUUCAGUCCACCCGAAUCGGAAUGUCUGUGAACGCCAUCCGUAAACAAAGUGCAAACGAAGAUGUGACUUCUCUAGCCAAAUCGCUCAUCAAAUCCUGGAAGAAGCUGCUAGAUGGCCCUUCAUUAGACAAAGAUCCAGAGGAGAAGAAGAAAGAGCAAGCGUCUCCUGCCCAGAACAGUCCAGAGGCCAGGGAAGAGAGUUCUAGUAGUAAUUUUGGCAUUCGGAAUGAAGAGUGUGCAGCCCCAUCUGACAGCUUCAUUACUUCCUUUCCUCGAGCUCCCAGCACAUCAGACCAUGUCAGGAUUAAAUGCAGAGAGCUCCUUGCUACAGCCCUUAAAACAGGAGAUGACUACAUUACCAUUGGAGCAGAUGAUGAGGAGCUGGGGGCCCAAAUUGAGGAAGCUGUGUUCCAAGAAUUUAAAAACACUGAUGCAAAAUACAAGAACAGAGUGCGGAGCAGAAUUGCCAACUUAAAGGAUGCAAAAAACCCCAACUUGAGGCGAAACGUCCUUUGUGGUAACAUUGGUCCAGAUCUAUUUGCCAGGAUGUCAGCAGAGGACAUGGCAAGUGAUGAACUUAAAGAGAUGCGGAAAAACCUGACAAAGGAGGCUAUCCGAGAGCAUCAGAUGGCCAAGACAGGCGGCACAGAGACUGACCUCUUCUCCUGUGGCAAAUGCAAGAAGAAAAGUUGUACUUACACACAGGUUCAGACCCGUAGCGCUGAUGAACCUAUGACAACAUUUGUUUUCUGUAAUAAUUGUGGAAAUCGGUGGAAGUUUUGCUAAAAGAAAAUGUAUUUAGAGAACAAACAGAGGAAGAAACUCUUUUUACAAUCAAGCAAUUCAAAUAGGACCUGUUUUUCUUUAGCUGGAUUCAAUUCACAAGAUCCAUGGAUUUUUAAGACCAAAUUUGUGAAAUUUCCUCUUUGAUGUGUAAAGGAGGCCCCAAUUUUAUGGUGCAAGUGUAAAAAUAUUAACUUUUUUUUUUUUUUUAUAACUGAGUCAACAUUAAACUUUUAUCAAUACAACCAUGGCAUCUUGUUUUCUGUAUGAACAUUUGCAAAUCUGUUUUACUUAAGAAAACAUCCAUAUUGUAUUGUGUGCUAUAAAUCUUGCUUAAUCUCAAACUUUAAAUCUGUAGAUCUGAUUGUGAAACAAAUCUAAUAUUCCUCUCAUGUAUUCAAUGUUAGCAAUGUCCUCCUAAUCAUUACGUGAAAAAUACUGAUAAUUGAGGCAUCAAUACUAGUUAUUUUGUUAAAUGGUUGAAUUGAAUUUCAUUCCCAUCAAACUUUGUGCUUUAUCAUUUUAGAUAGAUUUUCAUUAAACUGAGAAUGUUUUGUAAAUUGUGCAUUGAUAUGACAUUUCAUCAACUUUUGUAAAUUGUUUCGACUUCUUUCACCUGAUGAAUGAGAUUGAAAUGGUGAUAGAACCUAUUAAAAAAAAAUGCUCAUAAUUAA
Molecule: messenger RNA, 1808 nt
Organism: Pseudophryne corroboree (corroboree frog)
Lineage: Eukaryota; Metazoa; Chordata; Amphibia; Anura; Myobatrachidae
Gene: TCEA1
Product: transcription elongation factor A1
Exons: 10
Coding region: 61-1137 (358 amino acids)
Biological process (GO): positive regulation of transcription by RNA polymerase II; transcription elongation by RNA polymerase II; DNA-templated transcription
Cellular component (GO): nucleus
Molecular function (GO): nucleic acid binding; zinc ion binding
Source: RefSeq, a predicted model, not a curated record